CGCGCUCUAUUUAAUCCCCGCCGCUGCCGCACCGCCGGCUCCAGAGCGGAGGGAGCAGCGGAGAGAGCAGCGCCCGCCGCCCGCGCUGCGGCUCGGUCGCGCCGGCCCCGCGGGCUCCCGCCGCCGCCACCAUGCAGCCGCCCGCCCUCGGCAUCCUCCUGCUCAUCGCCUGCUUCGGCAGCGCCCGCGGAAACCUCUCCCGCGACGAGAGCCAGCCCACAACGUCGGAUGAGACCGUGGUGGCCGGGGGCACGGUGGUGCUCAAGUGCCAGGUGGAAGACCCCGAUGACUCCUCGCUGCAGUGGUCCAACCCUGCCCAGCAGACCCUGUACUUCGGGGAAAAACGAGCCCUGCGGGAUAACAGGAUCCAGCUGGAGAGAUCCACCCCCAACGAGCUGACCAUCAGCAUCAGCGACGUGGUGCUGGCCGACGAGGGCGAGUACACCUGCUCCAUCUUCACCAUGCCCGUGAGGACGGCCAAGGCCCUGGUCACCGUGCUGGGAAUCCCCCAGAAGCCCCAAAUCUUCGGCCACGAGCAGCCCAUCGAUGAGGAGAAGGUGGCCCGGCUGCUCUGCCGCUCGUCCGGCAGCAAACCCGCGGCGCAGCUGCGCUGGAGGAAGGGCAACAGGGACAUCAAGGACUCGGGCACCGAGGUGGUGGAGGACCCCAAUGGCAAGACCUUCACAGUGACCAGCAGGGUGGAGUUCCGUGUCACCAAGGAGGACAACGAGGUCGAGGUCACCUGCACGGUGGACCAUGAGUCCCUGCAGAACUCGGAGAGGUCGACCACGCAGAAGCUGCAGGUCCACUACAAGCCCACGGCGAAGAUCGAGCCACACCCGCAGUACCCACGGGAGGGGGAGAAGCUGCAGCUGCAAUGUGACGGGCAGGGCAACCCCAUCCCGCAGGAAUUCCUCUGGGAGAAGGAGGGCAGCGACGCUCCCCUACAGCUCAGCUCCGACAGCGUCCUCAUCUUCCCCUUCCUCAACAAGAGUGACAGUGGCACCUACGUGUGCACGGCCACCAGCUCCAUGGGCAGCGUGGUGGCCAAGUACAACCUGGACGUCAGCGAUGUUCCCCAGCUCCCCACCCCACACGUUCACUCCACUCGGGGCCCUUCCCAGCCCAUCUCUCAUGCUUCCAUGGCCUCCGCUCCAUCCUUCACUCCAGCUCCCAUCCAAGAUGCCAGCCCAGUGCCCUCGACCUCCAGCACCUACCACGCGAUGAUCGGCGGCGUGGUGGCCGUCAUCGUCUUCCUCCUGCUCAGCCUCCUCAUCGUGCUGGGACAUUACCUGAUCAGGCACAAAGGCACGUACCUGACCCACGAGGCCAAAGGCUCGGACGAUGCUCCGGACGCCGACACCGCCAUCAUCAAUGCUGAGGGCGGCCAGGCCGGCGGAGACGACAAGAAGGAAUAUUUCAUCUAAAGGUGUCAGAGAGAGAGAGAGAGAGAGAGAGAGAGAGAAAUGGAGCCAAGAGAACCCCGAUGGCAACGGCAACCAGACCACAAACCCCACAAAACCCAACAGAUUUUCUCUGGCGCCCGGCACGGGCGGACAGACGGACGGACAGAGGGAUGGCGGGACAGAGAGCAGGGAGAGCCACCGGCCUCGAGGCGCUGCUGACGCUUCUUGAACUUGUACAAAUCCUUCACUCCAACAGCGAGAGCCCCGGCCCCGUUUGCUUGCUUGCACCUCCAUCCCCAUGCCCCGACCCCACAGACCAACCCGUGAGUGAGCGACUUCUUCCUUCUUCCUUUGGACCUUUUUUUGCUUUGGUUUCGUGGCUGCUCUUUGCUUCGGGCCCUUGGUUGGGGUGUUGGGCUGGGGUCAAUGUAGCUCUUCCCUUUGUUUCUCUCCAUUUUGGUUUCUUUGAUAUCCAAGGAUAAAAUCAGCUCUGGGUUCCCGGGGCGAGCUUGGGACCCUGGGUGUCCCCGUUUGUCGCCUCCCAUGGUGGGGGGUGACUCCAGCUGGGAGCAGAGCGAGACCCUGCCCCAAUUUUAUCCUUGGUGGUUCUUGUGGAGCAGUGUCCAUGCGGGAGCAGAGCUGUCCUCGUGCAGUCAGUGUGUGAAAGGGAGUGAAAGUCCUGGGUGGGACCCCCAGAGAGACCAGGAGCCCCCACAGCUCCCUGGUCCCACCCCAGCGGGAGGGGGGAGGGCUGAGAUUUAUUUUGAGGGGGCAAAUCUAGAGGAAAAGCCCCCGAUUUUUAAAAUUUUUCUUAAAUUCUCUGAUUGGAAAUGCCAAUUUUAACCAUCUAUUGAGAUGUUCAGUGCAGGAGGCAGCGCCCUCGGGGCUGGGGCUGCUUCCCUGGGACCCCUGGAGCAGGGGUGGGGCUCUGCCAGGGUCUUUCUGCCCCUCUUCCCUCCCCAGCCCCUUCCCAGGGCAGGGAUGAGCUUGGAAAGGGCUGAUUUUUCUUCUUGGCUCUGAGAACCCCAACCAAAACACCUGGAUUUGGGGUCUGGGGAGUUUGGGGUCGCCAUGGAGGCUUGGUGGGGGGUUCACCCUUCCUCCUUGCCCUUCUUCCUGCCUCUUUCACCUUCACUUCCAAGACAAAACCAAACACCUUUCCCCACCUCUCCAGCACAGCCCCAGCUCGCCCCCUCCCCAAACCAGGCACCCGCGGGAUGGGGCUGCUCCCCCUGGCAUCCUUUGGGCACCCCCAGCCUUGGCAUGAAGUUUCCUGGGAUCUCACAUCCCAGUCUGGGCACGAGAGGGGUUGCAGGAGAUGCCCUUGGGCUUGGAACCCCAUGGAUUUGGGGUUGUGUGGAGGAGGGGAGCCCUUUGGGAGGGGUAACCUCAGCUGGGAGGUCACCCCAAGGAUUUGGGGUCGUUUGGAGGAUGAGGGGGCCCUUUAGGAAGGAGGUGGGGUGGGGAACCUCACCUGGGAGGUGCAGGAAGAAUUUUAUCACCUCUUCCACAGGGCUGGAAGUGUCACCCCCCCAAACCCUGCCAACACCUGGCACCUGUGUCACCUGUGGGAGCACGAGGGGGGCUCAGGUGAGGCAGAGGAGGCCCAGCUCGGUGCCACACACAGGUGGCAGCGAGGGAUGUGACACUGGGGACACUGCAGAGGUGACCAGGCUGCCGUGGCUCAGCUGUGUCAGGAGCAGUGCUGGCACUGGGAAGGAGCAGGACAUGGAGUUUUUGAGGUUUCCUUUGCUGGGUACAGCCGUUUUUGGGGUGGUUUUCCUCCUUCCCAACCUCUCAGAGUGGGGGAUGCCCCCAGGGCAGCUCUGAGCUCGGGCUGGGGGAUGAAUCCCGGGGCUGCCAACACCCGAGGUCCCCAGGACUGAGUAAUUCCUGCAAAUAAAAACACCCAGAUGUGUUCUCAAGCAGAAUUCCAUCUCCUGGGGGGGCUGGAGGGAUCCCACGCAGAGCCAGGCGCAGGGAUGGCAGUGGGGUGGGUGGUCCCUGGGGCAGGGAGGUGGGAGCUGCCAGGGACAGGGAGGCUUUUCCCUCUUGGAAUUCAGUUCCUGGCUGGUUCUGCCGCUCCAGAGCUGCUCCAAGGGCUGGUGCCUGGGAGAACAGGCUGGAUGGGUGAUUUUGAGGUGGUUUUGGUGGUUUUGAGGUAGUUUUGAGGUGCCACGUGCUCUGAGGUGUGGCAGGGCAGCCCGGGGAGCUGGCAGGGACAUGUGGAGGUGUCACCUGGCCCAGUGUCACCUGGAGGUCACAGAGAGGGGCUGGGAGGGCUCAGAGGUUCCAUCUGAGGCCACUUCUGGCAACGGGAGCCAAAGGGUUUGGUGGAGGUGGGAGCAGUGGAGGAGAUUUGUGUCACACCUAGGGGUGACAGCGACACCGGGUCACACCAGUGUGGCCGUGGGGUGACAGGGACCCUCCUGACCUAGGAGGAUUCUGGGUGGAAGCUGUGACAAGGACAUUCCAUGGUGAAGCCACCUGGUGACAGCAAAUCCCUGGCCCUUUUGGGGUCACUGUGUGGAUUCCUUGGGGGUAACGGACACCCCAUGUCACAGAGGAGCAGGGGCUGGGUGGCCGGGGGAUGACAGGGUGGGGGUGGCCCCGUCCUUGUCCCCUUGGCGGUCGGUGACACCGUGUUACAGCUACGAGAGGUGUGAAACCGCACACGGGGGAGGGUGGCACCGUGUCUGGGAGAGCCCAGGCCACCACCCCGUCCUCAGGGGGUCCUGUUGGUGGCCCCACAUCCACCCAGUCACGGGGUUGGGUCACGAGGAGGAUUUGGGACCCCCUGGGAGGCUGCGGCCGCUUCCCGGCCGGCACUGAACUCUCAAUAGACACGAAAGCCAUAUUUGGGGAGCUCUGGAGAGGCCGGGCGGGGGGCAGAGGCUGGGCUGUGUUGUUGUGCUGUGUUUUUUUUGUCUGUACAUAAAGGGAGCCAACGACCGUCGAUGUGACUUUAUAACCUUUCUAAUAUCCUGUGCUAAUCUCGGAAAAUAAUCCUAUAAAUAUAUCUGGAUUACACACGUUA
Messenger RNA from Vidua chalybeata, 4443 nucleotides. It is a transcript of the gene CADM3, whose product is annotated as cell adhesion molecule 3. The record is from RefSeq and is a predicted model, not a curated record. NCBI's taxonomy places the organism in Eukaryota, Metazoa, Chordata, Aves, Passeriformes, Viduidae. The coding region runs from base 132 to 1427 and encodes 431 amino acids. Gene Ontology annotation, biological process: homophilic cell-cell adhesion. The transcript has 10 exons. Gene Ontology annotation, cellular component: presynaptic membrane.